This is a messenger RNA of Drosophila ananassae, 1191 nucleotides long. Its product is annotated as 52 kDa repressor of the inhibitor of the protein kinase-like. The transcript has 4 exons. The coding region runs from base 1 to 1191 and encodes 396 amino acids. Gene Ontology annotation, molecular function: protein dimerization activity. The record is from RefSeq and is a predicted model, not a curated record. Lineage: Eukaryota; Metazoa; Arthropoda; Insecta; Diptera; Drosophilidae.
AUGAAAGAACUUGCGCCCAAGGAGCACGUACUGGAGAAACUGCUGAUUGAGGCGGAGAGCAUAGUAAACUCUCGUCUGCUCACUCAUCUACCAGUGACGGUGGACCAUGAGGCUCCACUGCCAUCCAACGACUUGCUGAAGGGAGCACCCGAUGUUUCAAAUCUUCCCAAGGAUGACGGACAGGAGUUCGUGAGAUGCGCUACCAGGAAGCAGUGGCGCAUAGCAAGGAUGAUGCGGGAUCGAUUCUGGAAGGAUGGGGAGUGGAAAAGAGGCGUCGUGGAAGAGGUGUUCACCGGGAGAGAUGGAGUACCUCGUCGAGCGGCAGUGCGGACUAACGAUCGAGCCAAGACGCGCCCCUCUUCGAAGUUAACUGUCCUGGAUGUGGUGAAUGCGAUUACUUCACCGGGCUUGACGAAAAAUCGGAGCCUGUUCCUUCAACAGGAAGACUGCGAUUUGAGCCAAUGCGUCGGUUACGCGAACGAUGUGCACCAACAAAUCAAGCAGAUGCGAGUACAAGCUACAGAAAAAUUCAGCGAAAUCUUUAUUUUAGCGACUGAAGCUGCAGAAACCAUUGAUGCUGAGCUGACUGUUCCUCGACGAGUAGGACGUCAGAAAAAUCGGGACAACUACGAAGGGGGUGUAGAAGAUUACUAUCGUCGAUCAAUUUACAUUCCGUUCUUGGACAAAUACUCAGAAGAGCUCGAGUCGAGAUUUUUGGAACAUAGGAAUAUUCUCUCCAGGAUACAAAACAUCAUUCCGGAGAAAUGUGCGGACAUUGAUGUGUCUGAAUUACACGAUACUGUUCAAACCUUGAAAGAAGAAUGGCCAAAUGACAUCCGAAGAAUGGCCAAAUAUUCACCGAAGAAUUCGAAGCAGAAAUUGAGUUGUGGAAAAGAAAAUGUUCAAAUCUUUGUUCAAAUCAUCGAAGCUUUGGACGUUUGCGAUGAAACAUUCUAUCCAACGGUAUACCGAUUUCUUCAGAUCGGUGCAACACUGCCAGAAACAGUGGCUUCGAGCGAACGGUCGUUCUCUACACUACGAAGAUUGAAGACAUAUUUACGCAAUAAGACUGGAGAGCAAAGAUUGAAUGGAUUGGCGCUUCUGAACAUUCACCGGGAUCUGGAAGUAACCUCUGACGCAAUAUUGAGUAUAAUGGCCCAAAAACCAAGAAAGAUUAUUAUUCAUGAAUAA